Trichogramma pretiosum is the source of this 4913-nucleotide messenger RNA. RefSeq lists its product as uncharacterized. Gene Ontology annotation, molecular function: protein binding; transmembrane receptor protein tyrosine kinase activator activity. Gene Ontology annotation, cellular component: terminal bouton. Lineage: Eukaryota; Metazoa; Arthropoda; Insecta; Hymenoptera; Trichogrammatidae. Gene Ontology annotation, biological process: positive regulation of MAPK cascade. Bases 1724 to 2596 code for a protein of 290 amino acids. The record is from RefSeq and is a predicted model, not a curated record. The transcript is spliced from 3 exons.
CAUCUAGUAAAUUUUUUGAAACAAUUAAAUUGCCAUUUUCAAAUCAUUAAAAAUGCGAUUAAUUUUUUUAACGUAAAUGGUAAUUUUUCGUCAAUGAGCCACUAUAUGAAUAUCAAGCAUAUCUACCAGGAAGCUUGCAGCACGGUGUGCAUCAACGCGAUGUUGCGACAGUUUUAUUUCAUAAUAUUCAACGUGACGUUUCUUUCAUGCCACAAUGACGAUGAUAUUUAAUUUAUUAUUAUUGCACUCUGUUCCUUUCACCGUUCGUACGGAUAUAAAUAUUAUAAAUGUCGUCAUGUGAUUCUCGAUGUAUUUUUGUACAACAACACCACAGUGCACUUAUUUGAAUGUAUAUAAUGAUAACAGGUACAAUAUAAAUAAACGCACAAGCUGCACCUCUGCACACGCACAAAUGUAUAAGUAGACGUAAUUUGUUACGAAGAGAAGAAAUGCACCCGAGUCGAGUUCCGGGUCUGCACUGCGCGGCCUAUUUGCACCCCAAUUCAAGAGCCGAUUACACAGCUGAUUUGGCUAACUAAAGUUUCGAGUGAUUUUCAAGCAUCGGCUCACCUAGCACGAGUGCAUACCUCUUUUUUGAGUUUAUCAGCAUCUCGAUCGAUUGUGUAAUUAUUUCUCUAACGAUCAUACUCGAGAAAAAAAGAAAGUGAAGUGACGAGAAACCGAAAUCUUUUUCUUCUUCUUCCAAAACUGCUACUACAGCACAGCUUUCAAUAUCUGCACUCUAACGAGGUCGAGUCGAUCCUACUCGACAUCGCUUCUUCCUUUUUUUUCAUCUGCACGAGUGAGCACUUCAAAAUAUAUAACGCACGCACCUCGACGCACUGAUAAUCGACACAUUUUUCUAAAAAAAAAAGCACCAAGACUGUACAGCACGACUUUUUGACGAUAAUGUACGCAUUUGAUUGAAAGAGAGAUGACCUCAGUACAACUUGAAUCGACUCGUACGCUUACCGAUCGGCUGAUUUCAGACUAGCAACGAGCAGUUGGUGGCGGAAACACACAGUACCACCAGUUCCGAUAAUCGCAUCCCGUAAAAAGAAAGGACGUCCAUAAACGCAAGAUGAGAAGCAACAUGAGCAACUACCUUUCGUUGAGACGAACGACGUCUCGAGCCGCGCGCGGACUUACGGCUAGCGACGAGCUUCGGGCCAUGUGAAUCGCUCGAACGGAGGAUACGUACGAAAGAUAGAAAAAAAUAGUCACAGCGAUUCUUAGUGCAAGAAAAAAAGUUACUAAACAAAAACAGUAUAAUCGAGCAGCAGCAUCGAGCGUGUUUCUUUGAAGACGACUUUUACAUCGAUCAACUCGUGCCUCUUUAUCCCUCUCAAGUGUGCGCGAGUUUUCCCUCUCAAAAAUCUCUUAUAUAAUAAAUAUCUGCCUGCGUCCGUCCAAGCGUGCUGCGUCCGGGCUCGGGCUCUCUCUCUGUCUAUCUCUUUAUCUAUCGUCUCUAUAAUCUAUAAAUUAAAAUUGAACCGUGUGCGAACAAGUGCAAAGAACAAAAACCACACGGAACAGUCAUCCUCGAGUAUAGCUUGAGUGUGAGGAUACAGUAGUAGUGACAGAUAUCGACGAGACGUCGUCGACAACGACGAGCGUCAACCGUAGGAGGCGAUUACGCGCGAGGGCGGCCAGAGAAGCAGCCAAGCCAGCAGCCGUAGCACCGAGUGCCACCCGCGGGCACUGCAACAGGCCACGUUGUACCAUGACGAGUCGCGUCUUCUGGCUGCUGAGCUACACAGUCGGUCUGAGCCUGGUCCUGGUCCACAGCAGCAGCAGCAGUAGCAGUGGAAGCAGCAGCAGCAGCAGUGGUAGCACGAGCAACGAUGAACUCUUCUUGCGCGAGGCCUACCGGACGAUCGACCAACAGCAGCAAAGGGAGCAGCAGCAACAAUACUCGCCCAACGGAGCCGAGAAUCUGCUGUUUCUCGAUCUUCUGCGCGACGCCUAUCGACAGCAGAAGCAACAGCAGCAGCAGCAGCAGCAGCAGCAAGUCCGAUCGAAUCCGAACAUGGCGAUGCUCGACGAGAGCGAGCCACCACCACCGCCACCCCCGCCGUUUCAGCAGCAGUUACGAUUGCCUCGAGCCUACAAUAACGGACCGAUAUCGGCAGCCUCGACCAAACCCAACAAUAAUCAGAACUAUCGAGGCUCCAAUAAGGCGGUAGCGGCUAAACGCACCUCGACUAAUUCGGCUAGACAGCAGCAGAAACAAGAGCAGCAGAAGCAGCAGUCGAAGCGCAAGUCCAAGGACCUAGCCUCGCCACCCGCGAUGAUGAUGCCCAGUAUCCCGGCGGCCUCGCACUUCGUGCUCAGGUCCACCCGCGGCAGCAGACGCUACGACGUUCCUCAAAUCGAGUGUCCGAUGUCGGACGACGGCAUGGAGAGGUUCGCGUGCCCGACUGCCGACGAGAUGGGUCGAUAUCGCUGCAUAGACGAUCACGUGCUCUGCGACGGCUUCCUCGACUGUCCCGGCAGCGAGGACGAAGACAGGCAUGCCUGCUUAUUUUACAAAACCACGAAGGCGCAUCUCGACGUUCUAGCCGAUGCCCUCUUGCGCUGGGCGAGAGGCCGUUAAGAGAGAGACGUGUACCCCAAAGACUUUCUAUAUCGAACGACGUCAUCAUACUUCAUCGUACUACUGUCAAUAACCGCCAGCAGCAGCAGCAGCAGCAGCAGCAUCACCGCACCCUCCUGCAACAACUACAUCAACAACAGCAACAAUUGCACAGUCAACGUGUGCAGCGCAUAAUCGUCUUCGUCAUCGUCGCCUCUUUCUUCGUUCUCCCGCCCGUCGACACACGCAUUACUAUUGUUAUUUUAUAAAACUCGAUCUUCGUGCUCGAUUAAUAUUAUACACGAAUAACAGUCAGAAAAUUCCCCCUACACACACUUUCUCUCUUUCGUGACCAUCAUCCAUCUUUCUUCUCUCUUUCUUUGCUGUACCGCAUAUAUAGAGAAAAAAAUACGAAAUAUCUGCUGACUGCAGCUCGUGUAUGUACAUGUAUAAUAUAGCCACAGCGACUCCGAAGCCGUUAACGCGUCUCGGCUCUUUUCCUCUCGCAGCUCUCUUUGUAAUGCAAACUGCGGGUCGCAUCUCGAAAGUCGCUCCUCCGAGUCUCGAGAGAAAUUACACCGAGACCUAUGAUGCUUCAUUUUCCCUUUCGCACGUUAUCUAUAUAUAGAACGGAUUAUAUUUUUUCGUAUAUAUUAUACAAAGGUGUGGACCGACUAGUCAACAGCAAUAAUUCGUUCAUUGCAACCCUGACAACUGCAUUAAUAAUUACAUUAUUAUCAAAAUAUGCUCGUACCGAUGUAAGCGAAUUUGACUCUCGGCAGGCGGCACUAUACAUUACUUUUCUUACAUCGUCAUCGUACAUGCCUUCGUUUUGAUAAGGACUAUCGAAUACGAUUAACUUUUCUACGUAAUAAAUCGCCCCUCCCCCUAGCCUUUCUACCCUCUUCAUUAUUUUCUGGAUUAAUUCGAGUACGAUAAAUCUAAUUUCGCACUUUGCUUUUUCUGAAUUAUUGUACUGUAAAAUUACUUUGAUUUUUCGAGCAAAUUUUACUCCAAUCUGUGGAUGUAUUCGUGCUCCCAAGCGGCGCUUGACUUUUUUUACACCCUCUCGUGUACAAUUUCCAUUCGAGCUCUCAUGAUUUUAUUCCGGAUAUUUCGUAACGCGAAAUUUUUGUAAAUUCAUAUACCAUCGACUGCUUGAUUCUCAAGACUUUUUAACAAAAUGUGUAAGCUUCAAGUGAAAGCGGGAAAGAUAGGAGAAAAAAGUUUCUAUCAGUAAUAAAACUAUUAAAGUACGUCAUUGCGAUGAUGAUUGCGUUGCUACCAUUAUUAUUUUAUCAUUAUUGUUAUUGUAUCGUUCGAAACUCGAUCACGGAUUAAGAGGAGCCGCAGAAAUAUUAUAAUUAUAAAAAAAAAUAUAUAUCAGUAAUGCCAAUGAGACGCGACUCAUCACAUUAUUAUGGUAUUAUAAAUAAGUGCAUUGCUCAUUUGCAUGGUGCGUGCCAAAAUGUUCGAUACUCACGGUGUUUGCAUCGCUUGUACAUUUUUCGUAAUUAAGUACCCGAAAAAAGUACGAAAAAACAUAAGAUAUAUUAUAUUGCAUAUUUAUUCGAAAGAUUAUGGUCAAUAAUUAACAAAUCAAUGACAGAAAAUGGGUCAAUAGAGUUAUGCCCAACGAUUACGUAUUCAUGAUUAUAUAUACAAAAGUCAAAAUACAUGAAAAUAUACAAAAAAUGAAAAUUAAUUAUUGUUACUUGAAAACGUCAAAAAAUAGUAUAUAAAUGUGUGUGUGUGUGUGUGUGUGUGUGUGUGUGUGUGCGUGCGUGCACGUGACAUGUAUAUAAUCGGGUGGCGAGAGAAUAUACAAAUUACGACAGGAGUCAAUUUGGAAGACGUAACAUAGAACAAAACGUUUGUUAACUGGCUCGAAAGAAAGUAAAAAGCUCGAUCGAGGCGCGUAAUAAUAUUAAAAAAUAAAUUUGUCGAUCGCAUUUUUUUCCUCACGUAUAUUUGUUGUAUUUAAGAUGGACGAGUAAAAAUUAUUUCAAUCGCCUCGACAGCUUUAAAAAUGCUAAUCCACGUCAAUUCGAUGUAGAAACAAGAUGAUAAGAGAAAAUUUAAAAUAUCAAAAAUUAUCAUAAACGACGUACAAUUUGUUCAAUUUUGAUUGUUAAGAUAUAUCAGACGUUCUGUCAUUCAAAUUAGAGACAUUAUUUAUUCUGGGACAUUAUUAACUAAUAGUAGUUAUAUUAAAUAAAGCUCCUUUAUACGAGAAGUAGCUGCACUGUAAGACUAUCGAGAAAUCUCAAAUUUUUAAAAAUUGUUAAUGAAUAAGUGUUAUUUUUGAACAAUAUAUAUAUAUUUAAAAAUAUAUACA